ACGCGCCUGGUGCCAUUUGGGUGGGCGUGUGUUGUUGGCAGAGGCCAGUACUUUGGAGCAAGUUGUGAACGACCUAGGUCGAGUGGACACAUAAUUAUCGCAAGACAUUGAAUGGUGCCCAUCAGGCAUACUUAAUAUACUAAAGUUGUUUCCUUUUGUGGUACCAAAAACAACAGAAAUCAGCGCGAUGUUGGUGCUGGUGCUGAAGGUGACCGCCGUGCUGGUGGCCGUGCGGCUGCUGGUCCGCUGGCUGCGCCGGCCGCGCUCCAACAACCCGUUCGCCAGCGACGCGCGCCAGUCCGUGCGCCCGCUCGUCAUCGACCAGAAGGCACGCGAUCGGGUCAUCAAGCAGUCGUUCUCGCCUGACCGCGUGCCGGCCGACCUGGACGCCAUCGUGAUCGGUAGCGGCAUCGGCGGUCUCUCCGUGGCCGCCAUCAUGGCCAAGGCCGGCAAGAAGGUGCUGGUGCUGGAGCAGCACGAUCAGGCCGGCGGCUGCUGCCACACCUUCAUCGACAAGGGCUACGAGUUCGACGUGGGCAUCCACUACAUCGGCAACCUGAACUCGCAGACGUCGGCCAAGACGCUGAUUGACCAGCUGACCCACGGACAGCUGCAGUGGGCGGCGCUAGACGACGAGUUCGACACGGCCGUGUUCGGCGAUAAGCGCUACUCGCUGGUGUCGGGCAGGCGGCGCUGGCUGGAGCACGUCAAGAAGCAGUUCCCCGACGACACGGACGCCGUGGAUCGGCUGUUCGAGGCGGUGGUGAAGUGCAAGAAAGGCGCCAUGGGCAUGGUGCUGGUGAAGAUGCUGCCGGUGUGGCUGAGCCAGCUGCUGCUGCAGACCGGCCUCUUCAACCUCGUCUCCGACGUGUUCAAGUGGAACAAGCGCUCCGUGCAGGAAGUGGUCACGGCCGAGACGAACAACAAGGAUCUGCAGGCGCUGUUCAUGUACUGCUUCGGCGACUACGGCACCAGCCCCGACCAGGCCGGCUUCCCUAUGCAGGCCACGCUGCUGGCCCACUUCUGGCACGGCGGCUCGUACCCGGUGGGCGGCGCCUCGGAGAUCGCCUUUCACAUGAUCCCCGUCAUCGAGGAGGCCGGCGGCCGGGUGCUGGUGAGAGCCGAGGUGAAGGAGCUGCUGAUGGACGAGCUCCGCAGCACAGUGGUCGGCGUCAAGGUCGCCAAGGGCAGCUCGACCCACGAGAUACGCGUGCCGAUGGUCAUCUCAAACGGUUGUACAAUACGAUUGCAACGGCUGUUGCCGCGGCCGGUGGCCGAGACGUCGCGCCUGUGGCCGCUGACCAAGAUGUCGCACGCCACGGCCGGCUUCUCCGUGUUCGUCGGCCUCAACGCGCCGCUGGAGGAGAUCCGCGGCAGCGGCGACAGCACCAUCUCCCCCCGCAACUGGUGGGUCUUCACCAACAAUGACAUCACCAAGGUGUGCAACGACUACAUGGCGUUGUCGGCUGACGAGGCGUUGGACCGGGACGUGCCGCUCAUGUUCAUCUCCUUCCCGUCCACCAAGGACCCCGAGUGGGAGAAACGCUACCCGGGCAAGACCACGAUGGCUAUUGUGACGCUGGCCAACUACGACUGGUUCAAGCAGUGGGAGAACGAGCGGUGCACCAAACGCGGCGCCGACUACGAGGGCGUCAAGAACACGAUCGGUGACAAGCUGGUGGCGCAGGCCACCCGGCUCUUCCCCCAGAUCAGGGACCACAUCGACUACGUGAGCUUCGGGAGUCCGGUGACGAACAACUUCUACCUGGGGGCGCCGCGGGGCGAGAUGUACGGCAUGGACCACAACCAGGAGCGCUUCAGCGGCGAGAGUCAGACCCUGCUGCGUCCCGCCACCGACGUGCCAGGUCUGUACCUGACCGGCCAGGACAUCCUCAGCUGCGGCUUCUCGGGCGGCCUGUACGGCGGCGUGCUGGCCGCCAGCGUCGUGCUGGGCCGCAACUGCUUCUCCGACGUCGAGACACUGCACAAGCAGCUCAAGAAGGCGGCGUAGGCGGCGACGGCGGCCGGCCCCGCGGCUCCCUCCCGGAGCAGUCCUGGCGGCGGCGGUGGAAGGCGUCACGAGUCCUGGCGGCUGGCGGAGGACCGGUCCCGUCAGUCCUGCCGGUUGGCGGGGACCGGUCCCGUCAGUCUUGUCGGCUGGCCGGGGACCGGUCCCGUCACUCC
Molecule: messenger RNA, 2184 nt
Organism: Pollicipes pollicipes
Lineage: Eukaryota; Metazoa; Arthropoda; Thecostraca; Pollicipedomorpha; Pollicipedidae
Product: all-trans-retinol 13,14-reductase
Exons: 14
Coding region: 188-2011 (607 amino acids)
Molecular function (GO): oxidoreductase activity
Source: RefSeq, a predicted model, not a curated record